CAAAAAACACUGAAAUAAAAAACAAAUGGCCACAGCGAUGAAGGUUCCAGAGAGAUUAUUUAUAUGAUAACCUGACCCAAUUCAAGAUCAUUCCCCAUUACCUUCCUCCUAUCUCCUCUGUUCUUCAGCUAAAGAUCAGAAAUGAGUGUGGAGAUAUUGGACAGUGCCACCAUUGUCAACUUCGUCGAAGAUGAGGCAGCCUUUGGUGCCUGCAUAGGAGACCGGUUUGCUCACCUCGACACGAAUCAUGACGGUCUCCUUUCCUUUAGUGAGAUGUUGAAGGAGUUGCAGAGCCUCAGGGUCAUCGAGGCCGAUUUUGGAAUCGACGUGAAGCCUGAUCCAGAUGAGCUUUCUUCUGUCUAUAGUUCUAUGUUUUUGCAGUUUGAUCGUAACUCGAGUGGAACGGUUGAUCUGGAUGAGUUUAAGGCUGAGAACAAAAGGAUGAUGCUAGCUAUGGCUAAUGGGAUUGGAGCUUUACCUGUUCAAAUGGUGCUAGAAGAGGGCAGCUUCUUGAUGAAGGCUGUUGAGAGAGAAGUUGCUAUAAUGACAACUUGAGCAUUCCGAUUGCUCUUAUUCAUAAGAACUGUAUUAGUUCUUUUUCAGCAAAUGAAUGUCAAUGCAUAAAAAUUUCCUCUA
Cucurbita moschata (crookneck pumpkin) is the source of this 636-nucleotide messenger RNA. RefSeq lists its product as uncharacterized. The coding region runs from base 142 to 555 and encodes 137 amino acids. The transcript has a single exon. Gene Ontology annotation, molecular function: calcium ion binding. NCBI's taxonomy places the organism in Eukaryota, Viridiplantae, Streptophyta, Magnoliopsida, Cucurbitales, Cucurbitaceae. The record is from RefSeq and is a predicted model, not a curated record.